AUGUUGGAAGCCCACAUGUCAUGGACUCCACUACUGUUGACAUUUGCCAACUCACCACCUAAAUAUGUUGCAAUCAGUCGAAGAGGCAUGAAGAAGUCCAAGCAAGCAAAGGCAUCAGAGCAUGAAGAUGGUGUUGAUAUGAUCAGUAACUUACCGGAUCCCAUUCUUCACUUCCAACUACUGAAGAAUAUAUCUACAGUAUAUCAGUGGAUUGAAGCCGCCGUUUUGAGAAACAUCAAACAACUUCACUUGUCGUUUUGCUCUGAGGAUUUGUUUAAACACAUCGAGUUGCCCCAUUGUCUGGUGACCUGUGAUUCGUUACAGGUAUUGCGGGUGUUUUUGUAUGAACAAAGGCGUUUCAUUUUGCCUAAUUUUACAGGGUUUCAGUCACUUAGGGUUCUCGAGUUGAAAAAUGUUGAGUUAUACAAAGAUUAUUUAGUAAAAAAUUUCCUUGAAAGCUUGCCAUUGCUUGAGGAUCUGAGUUUGAUAGACUGUGCGAUAAACAAACUCCAAAUUCUUUAUAUUUCAUGUCCGAAGCUCAAGAAUCUCAGACUCGAUAACAGGAAUUUAUUCUCUUUUGAAGACUUGUAUGAUGUUGACUUUCUCUGUGAUUGCAUAAAGAUUGUUUGCCCAAAACUGUUGUUUUUUGAGUUUAGAGCUUUUUUAGCUCUCAAGUAUAUCUUUAGAAGUCUGGGUUUAGUGAAGAAAGCUGUGAUUCAUCCUGAAGAGUUUCCAUCUGAAUGUAUGGACUACAUGUUUCGGGGAAACUGUUCUUUAGAAUCUUUGUCCACCAGUAUUUACAUCCUCUGUUAUUCUCUAUGUCCAUCAGGUGUUCCUGUAUCUUUACCUCAUCUCAAGACAUUGGAGCUAACCAUAGGAAGUGAUACUCCGGUCAUCAGUAAAUUCAUAAGAUUUCUCACACAUCUUCCCCAUUUGGAGUCUCUCCAUUUGAUCAUUGAAGAGAAAUAUAUUUGGUGGGAAGACUGGAAGUUGGAUGAAGCGGAAACGAGGGGAAUCUUGACUCGCCAUCUGAAAAGAGUCGAGUUUCUUAUUUAUUAUAAACAAAAGCAAAUACUAGAUUUAGCACGCUGUUUACUAGAGCAUGGAAAUGCAUUGGAGGAAAUGAUUUUCAGAUGGGAUUGUGAUGAAGCCAAGUUCCAUAAGAAGUCACUGGAGACGAUGGAGGAGGUGUCAAAAUUUCACAAAGCUUCCUCAAAUGUCAAACUCAUUACUCUUAAUGAGAUUAGUUAUUAUCGGUUUUCUGGUAAACCAUAA
This is a messenger RNA of Lactuca virosa, 1275 nucleotides long. The record is from the annotation of a GenBank genome assembly. Lineage: Eukaryota; Viridiplantae; Streptophyta; Magnoliopsida; Asterales; Asteraceae.